Messenger RNA from Magallana angulata, 2684 nucleotides. RefSeq lists its product as uncharacterized. Gene Ontology annotation, molecular function: transcription regulator activity. The coding region runs from base 203 to 946 and encodes 247 amino acids. NCBI's taxonomy places the organism in Eukaryota, Metazoa, Mollusca, Bivalvia, Ostreida, Ostreidae. The record is from RefSeq and is a predicted model, not a curated record. The transcript has 2 exons. Gene Ontology annotation, cellular component: nucleus.
AGCGCCAUCUAUAGUUCUAAUGUCGUCGAGUGGAAAAGGAACAUUGAAUCCAACUUUCCGCGGGACAGGGGAAAUAGAAAACAUGUUUAUCAAGACCAGGCGAAAACUGAGGGGACCAUACUAUUUACUACGACGACGAUAAAUAGAAAAUAGUUUCAUAUAUUCAUUAAGGGUUUCAUUUCUUAUAAAACUUAAGGGGAAAAUGGGGAUCAAACGCAAGUCAGAUGAAAUGGAAUUGGAGGGAAAUCAAAGACAAUCUGUUUUAAAUAUAUCCAUGUGUAAGCUCCAAAACCCGACAGGGAAAAAAGUAGAGCCAUCGCUUCUUAAAUCUGUACUUAUUUUAAACACUUUGAAACAUAUAGAAACAGAACUUAGAAAAGAAGGCAUAAGUAGCGAGUUGCCACCCUCUGCCAGUCUCUCAUUUCACAAUAAUUCCGAAAACUUCACCAUGGAUGUACUUCCUCUGGAUUCCUUAGAUGGUUCCAGUGAUUACAUAGAACAAGACAUGUCGGACCUUCACAUCAAUGGAAACCUCCAUCAGGGGAUGGACAGUGCCGAGGACCAAAGCAUUUCCAAAGCACCUCUCCCUCCAUUUGAGACAUUUGUAGAACUUUCUAACUCAAGCAAUCACAAUGCCAACAGCUCACCAAAGAAUAAGGUCUCAGGCCCAAAAUUUGACAUCUGGAGCUCCAGCCUUCCGACCAACAUACCCUUCAAAAUGGAGGAUGUAUUUGGUGACACCGAUUUAUCCCAGUGUGACUUUGAUAUCUUUACAUCACUCUCAUCAACUAUCAAGUUGACACCUUUAAGUGCCGAGGAGGUUCUUCAUUCAUUUCCCUCCAAUACUUUGUCCGAUUCUUACCAAACUUUCCUGUCAACGUCAUGUAAAAGCGAUAUUCUUCCAGAGGAAAUCGACAAUAUUAUGCAGAUUUUGGUAGGAACGUAGAAUCCGCUGCCAAAGUGAACAGGGAUGUUGGACUACUGAUAUAGACGAGAGGUUUAUUCUUUCACCCUAUGGCAGCACGAUUGUUUUACUGUUGAAGAUUUUUAAGUAUGAUGAAAGUGUGUUAUUUAUCGACUGUAUGUUGCUAUAUAUAUAUAUCACGAAUCAAAAUAAUUGUACCACUGUGUACAUUUUGUGAUUUGGAGCCAAGCACUCCAGGAUUGUGCAAUUUCAUUGUCAAUUUUAUUGCAAUGCUUGCCAGCAAAGGAUGUAAAUAUCCCAUAAUUAAUUUAUUGACAUUGCUUCAUAUGCAUUUGAUUUCAUGUAAAUAAAUGUAUAUUUAUAAGAAUAUUUGAAGAGAAUUAUGAUACUGAUUGUGAGGUUUUUACCUGAUGUUGAGAAUUCUAUAUGUAUUUUAUAUGUUUUUUAUUGUAUAAAUUAUAUUUAUCAUUAGAUAGGUAUAUGAUGUCAUAGAAUUUUAAUGCCGAAGUCACUUUGCAAUAUUCACACACUGUGAUAUUAAUGGACUGCUGGCCUGACUAGUACCAUAUUAAGAGGCAAGUGAUCAAAUACAAGUGAACAAACCUCUGGAGAAUUACCAUGUACUGUUUGUUUUUUGAGAUAUCAGAUACCGGUCUUUUACAGACUUGUUUGGUAUGUAGCUCUCUGAGUGUUACAUUUGAUGCUUAUUAGAGAUUGUAGGUUAAAGAUACUGCCCGAGAUUGUUAAACAAGGAAAAGGAGAAAAAUAGUUUAGUUGACAUCAAAAUCCAUUUAUAUUUGUAACAUCUGUCAUUGAGAAGAACAGUGGGUAAAAAAUCAUAUCACAAAACUGUUCCACUGGAAGCCAUUUGUAAAUAUUGCAUCAUCAUGAUAACUCUCAUGUCAUCAGCAUUGGUUGUAAAGAGUAAGAAACAUUAUUUCUAUUCAUGUUUUCUCAUUUGUUUUUUCCCUGUAUAAUUUUAUUUAUUGUAUCUAUUUAUAUUUCAUAUAUAAUAUUUAUACUUGGUAUCAAGACAUGUUUGUAAGACUAAGGGAAAUAAUCUCUGUUGAUGAUCUGUUGAUAUUUUAAGCAACAGUAUUACAUUUUAAUAUACUGAACUUUUUAUAUUUGAUAAUGUUACCAAAAACUCCUUACUUUGAGGGUUAGAGGGAAAUAAUUAAAAACAAGAUGUUUUAAAGGGGAAAAUGUUUAACUUUGUAGACCAUAGAACUAUCACAAAGUUUCAUAAAUCUCCUUUGCCAUUUUUUAGAAGUAUUGAAUUUUAUAAAUGGUUUUUACACUGCAUUGAAAUGAGAUUCAUGGCGAUGAAUUAUAGUGGAUGCUAAUUUUAUUGGGGGGGGGGGGGGACUUGUCAGAAACACAGACAAAUACAAGUGUUAUUAGAUAUAUAGAAAGGGUCAUUACAGAGCACCAAAUAGAAGGGGUAUUAAACUGGUGUUUGUAUCCCCCUUUUUACUUAGCAUGACAUUUUACUACUUACUUGCAAUUAUGAAGAUACGCAAUCUUUGUUCAUUGUUAUCAUAGAGUAUUAAGUUUAUUCUGUAAAUAUGGUAGAUAUUUCUACAGCAUUCAAACAGGGUUGCAGAUGCAUAAGUUUAUCAAAAUCUUUCUAGAUUGACAGUACCAUUGGCUGUGUUUUUGCCAGGACAUAACUCUAUGCACACACUGUCCUCUUUCAUGUUGUAGCCCAUCGCGUUCAUCAGUUGUACUUCAAUAAAUUUUAUAUAUAAGUGAAAAA